AUGCACCGCAUCCUUCACCUGAGGGGCGCGAUUGAUGCUGUGUUGCCUAUAUACAUUCCGGAGGAGAUAUCGCGGCGUGCAUGGGACGUCCUAAUAAUGGCGUUGGUGGUCUGGACAGCGGUUACAGUUCCCCUGAGCGUCAGCUUUGGCAUGCCAAGCAGCUCGGAGUGGCAGGUGCUGGGAUAUGUCAUUACUGCACUCUUUGCGGUCGACCUGCUCGUCAACUUCCGUACGGCGUAUCACAACCACCAAGGCGAGCUAGUUCGCGAUUCGGCCACCCUUGCCGCUCACUACAUGAAGGCCUGGUUCUGGGUCGACCUGUUUGGCACCAUCCCCUUCGACACGAUUGUGCUGUGGACGGGGGCGCUGAAGAGCGCGCAUGGUGAAGCCAGCAGCGCCCAGCUGGCGGCACUGGGCUUCCUGAAGGCGCCGCGGCUGCUGCGGCUGGGCCGCCUGCUGCGUUUCUUGGACAGCUUCAAAAAUGCCAAAGUCUUUCGCAUCAUACAGCUCUUUAUGGGGAUGCUUCUGAUAAGCCACUGGCUCGCGUGUGUCUGGUAC
Messenger RNA from Volvox carteri f. nagariensis, 558 nucleotides. RefSeq lists its product as uncharacterized. Gene Ontology annotation, molecular function: voltage-gated potassium channel activity. The annotation marks the transcript as partial. Lineage: Eukaryota; Viridiplantae; Chlorophyta; Chlorophyceae; Chlamydomonadales; Volvocaceae. Gene Ontology annotation, cellular component: membrane. The record is from RefSeq and is a predicted model, not a curated record. Gene Ontology annotation, biological process: regulation of membrane potential; potassium ion transmembrane transport. The transcript has 2 exons.